AUGAGGUUUCUCGUUUUUCUAGAUGCUGAGACGGAAAUACUCUGUGCAGGUGUUGCUUCAGAAGCAAACGCUGUGGGAGACUCUGUUGAAAUUGUCCAGUACAAUGGUUCACUCAUUCAAGCUAUUCGUCAGAAAGACAAACAGCAGCAGGAUAUGACUAACGUUUUUACCUGCUUCAUCACAGAGACGAAGACGCUUGAGGACGCCGAUGUUGUGUAUGCACUGUACUGCAGACGUCUACCUGUUCUGUCCUUAGCAAAUAAACAUUGUGCUCCAGUUUUGUUGCUUGAGACCAUGUCCUCACUGGGCGUCGACCAAUCGGAUGAUCUCCUUACGUCACAGCUUCGCGCCCUGAAGGCCUUCUUCUUAUUUAAAUCUACACGAAGUCAGGUUAUUGUUCUUGAAGGUGGUGAUGGUGUAGGGAAGGCGACACAAACAAAGCUUCUGAUGGAUCAUCUCAGGUGUCUGGGUCAUCGCACUGCUACUCUUGAGUUUCCAUCGGAAAAGAGUCGGUAUGGUGGACUUCUUCGCGAGAUUUUGUCAGGAAAAAAGGGAGGCAUACAGGAGUUAGACCCAAAACUUUUUAGCUUGAUCUUUGCCUUGAACCGUUUUGCUUGUUUCUCUGAACUUCGGUACUGGAUGCUCCGUGGCACCAAAAUUGUUCUCGAUCGGUACUACACUGCGAACUACGGUCACCAAGCCUCUAAAUUUCCGGAAGAGAAACGCAUCGGGUUUAUUCACAACCUUCAAUUAAUGGAGGUUACGUGGUUGGGUCUUCCCCCUGCGAAUGUCGUGUUCUAUCUUGACCUCCCUCCCGAUACGGCGUUGAGUGCGAUGAAGGCAGAUCGGAGCCGCGGACACCUUGAUAUUCAUGAGACAGCGCAGCACACAUACAAAGAGGAUGUUAGGAAUACCUACUUGUGGUGUUGCCAAGAACUUCCAAACUGGAUUCACAUAAAGUGCUCUGAUGAGACGGGGCUACGUCAAAGUCGUGAGGCAACACACGAUUUAAUUUGCAAUGCGCUCAAAGGGAUGAUUUUUUGA
Trypanosoma grayi is the source of this 1044-nucleotide messenger RNA. Its product is annotated as putative thymidylate kinase. The transcript has a single exon. Gene Ontology annotation, molecular function: ATP binding; dTMP kinase activity. Gene Ontology annotation, biological process: dTTP biosynthetic process; dTDP biosynthetic process; dUDP biosynthetic process. Gene Ontology annotation, cellular component: cytoplasm; mitochondrion; nucleus. NCBI's taxonomy places the organism in Eukaryota, Euglenozoa, Kinetoplastea, Trypanosomatida, Trypanosomatidae. Bases 1 to 1044 code for a protein of 347 amino acids. The record is from RefSeq and is a predicted model, not a curated record.